Colius striatus (speckled mousebird) is the source of this 1648-nucleotide messenger RNA. It is a transcript of the gene PGAM1, whose product is annotated as phosphoglycerate mutase 1. Gene Ontology annotation, biological process: glycolytic process. Gene Ontology annotation, molecular function: intramolecular phosphotransferase activity. The record is from RefSeq and is a predicted model, not a curated record. The transcript is spliced from 4 exons. NCBI's taxonomy places the organism in Eukaryota, Metazoa, Chordata, Aves, Coliiformes, Coliidae. The coding region runs from base 86 to 850 and encodes 254 amino acids.
GCCGCGCGCGCAGCGUCAGUCUCGCGCGGCAGCAGCGUGAGGAGGCAGCGAGCGCGCGCGUGUCCCGCAGCCCCGCUCCGCCGCCAUGGCCGCGUACCGCCUCGUCCUCGUCCGCCACGGAGAGAGCGCCUGGAACCUGGAGAACCGCUUCAGCGGUUGGUACGAUGCCGAUCUCAGCCCCGCCGGUCAGCAAGAAGCGAGGCGCGGCGGCGAGGCCCUCCGAGAUGCCGGGUACGAGUUCGACAUUUGCUUCACCUCGGUACAGAAACGGGCUAUCCGUACCCUGUGGACCGUCCUGGAUGCCAUCGAUCAAAUGUGGUUACCUGUUAUCCGGACUUGGCGCCUGAACGAGAGGCACUACGGAGCUCUCACUGGUUUGAACAAGGCUGAGACGGCGGCAAAGCACGGCGAGGCACAAGUGAAGAUCUGGAGGCGCUCCUAUGACAUCCCUCCACCUCCCAUGCAGUCGGAUCACCCUUUCUACAGCACUAUCAGCAAGGACCGCCGCUACGCUGACCUGACAGAGGACCAGCUGCCGACCUGCGAGAGCUUGAAGGACACCAUCGCCCGGGCUCUGCCUUUCUGGAAUGAGGAAAUCGUCCCACAGAUCAAAGAGGGCAAGCGAGUCCUUAUUGCUGCCCACGGCAACAGCCUGCGUGGGAUCGUCAAGCACCUGGAAGGCAUGUCGGAAGAGGCCAUCAUGGAGCUGAACCUGCCCACUGGCAUCCCCAUCGUCUACGAGCUGGACAAGAACCUGAAGCCCGUCAAGCCUAUGCAGUUCCUGGGCGAUGAGGAGACGGUGCGCAAAGCCAUGGAGGCUGUCGCUGCUCAGGGCAAGGUUAAGAAAUGAGGGCGGGCAGCAGGCUAGCACAUGUAGUAGAGCCCCCCUGCCGUCCCCACCCCUCUGUGCACACCCCCACAGCUGUAGGAACUUGGAGCUGCAGAGCUGGAGCAGCUCUCCAGGAUUAGGCCCGUUCCCUCGGGACCAGGCUCCCCUCUGCAGACAGCCCUGGGGCAAGGAGCUGUGUGUGUGGAGGCCUGGUGUGAAAGGCAGCUCCAGCUCUGCUGGCCAGCACCUGCAUACCUCUCUAUGCCCAGAUCCCAGCCCUUGGCCAUCUGCAGGGGGAUGUGCCGAGCAAUUCCCAGCGUGCCAGGCUCUUCCUCUGCUUUGCUUCCCCGGCAGCUCUCGUCACACGGUUACUGUAGUUUUGUUGCUUGGUUUAGUCAUCCCAGGAGCAGGGGGUGAGCACAGCGCAGGCAGCGACCAAGAUGGGUGCCCCAUCCCCUCGGGGGUGUGCGGCACAAGGACCGGGCGGCAUGGGCACUGGAAGGGUUGUAUUUCGGUGCAUGUGGUACUCAUAACUCUGGCUCUAGUUCUGCCAGCCCCUGCUUUAACUUAUUCAUUUUGGACGAUGGUGGGAGCCUGUCGUCUGGAGGUUUAUGUCUGCCACAUCUUUUCCCCAGCUGCAGCCCAUCCUGGUCCUGCUGCUGAAGCAGGUGCCUGUGCCCCAUCGCAUAUGUGUGUUCGUGGCCCUGUCGCUGGGGCAUCCCCCCGGCCAGCACUGUGAGCCUGGCCUUGCACGGGGUCAGUGUAUCUGUCCGACAAUAGCAGCUGUCUUGUUCCGGUUCAAUAAAGGAGUAACACGCA